Molecule: messenger RNA, 2940 nt
Organism: Anolis sagrei ordinatus
Lineage: Eukaryota; Metazoa; Chordata; Lepidosauria; Squamata; Anolidae
Gene: ELAC1
Product: elaC ribonuclease Z 1
Cellular component (GO): nucleus
Molecular function (GO): 3'-tRNA processing endoribonuclease activity
Source: RefSeq, a predicted model, not a curated record
UGAGCACGUGACUAACAAUUCUCUUGCAAAAAGCAAUGCAAAAAAAAGCCUGAGCUUGCAAAGGGAAAGGAAUUCAGUUUUCUCCCAUUUCCUGUCGUUUGGAGGAUUAAUUUCGGAUUUUAAAAAACAGCAAAUACGUUUCGAAGGAAGAAAAAAUAUCCCGCUUUUAAAGAAAGAGCCUUUUAUGUCUGUUUUGGAAGGUGAGAUGUGAACUUAGAAGGAAGAUUUCCAGCAAAGAAAGUGUGGCACUGCUUCUGAAUAAAAUGUCAAUGGAUGUGACUUUCCUGGGGACGGGGGCUGCUUAUCCGUCUCCAACUAGAGGUGCCUCUGCUACAGUUGUUCGCUUCGAAGGAGAGUGCUGGCUGUUUGAUUGCGGUGAAGGGACGCAGACCCAGUUCAUGAAAAGUCAACUGAAAGCAGGAAGAAUUACCAAGAUCUUUAUCACUCAUCUUCAUGGAGACCAUUUCUUUGGUUUGCCUGGACUUCUCUGCACAAUCAGCCUCCAGAGUGAUCCUGCCGCAAACAAGCUUCCGGUUGAUAUUUAUGGACCGCUUGGACUGCGGAGCUUUCUUUGGAGAAUUAUGGCGCUGUCUCACUCCCAGCUCGCAUUCCCUUACGUUGUGCAUGAACUGGUGCCCACGCCGGAUCAGUGCCCUGAAGAAGAACGCAAGGAGCUGUCUUUUGUGUACAGAGAUGACGCCGUGCCUGAAGGAACGCCAGGGAGAACAGUUUACUUCGAUCCCACUGAUGAUUCGUAUCCCUUGGUAGACAAUGAACAGUUUGUGAUGAAGGCGUUCAGACUAUUUCAUCGCAUCCCUUCCUUUGGGUUCCUGGUGGAAGAGAAGCUGCGGCCAGGCAGGCUCAAUGUGCAGAAGCUGAAGGAACUGGGAGUUCAGCCCGGCCCUAUGUAUGGCAAACUGAAAGAAGGUAUCACAGUUGUCCUAGAAAAUGGAACCACAAUUUCUCCGUCGGACGUCUUAGAAGAACCUCUUCCUGGAAGGAAAAUUUGCAUUUUAGGAGACUGCUGUGGUAUGGUUGGAGAAGGAGCUGCAUCCCUGUGCCACGGAGCUGAUAUCUUGGUUCACGAAGCCACGCUAGAUGAUAGCCAGAUGGACAAAGCCAAGGAACAUGGGCACAGCACUCCGAAAAUGGCGGCAGAGUUUGCAAAGCGGUGUAAAGUCAAGAGUCUGGUUCUGUCUCAUUUGAGUCAGAGGUAUAAGCCCACCAGUCAGGUUGGUGCCGGAGACCUGGAUGUCUUAGAACUGAAGAGGCAAGCGGAGUUGGUGCUGGACGGGCAAGAGGUCGUGCUGGCAGAAGACUUUAUGACCAUAGCUGUUCCACUGAAAAAAACAAAAUAGCACAACUUGACUCCAAAACAGGAGAAAUUUCCUGAAACAAGAUUCUUUUUCGCAGGUACAUGGUGUAUGUUUACAACAGAGUUGCAUUCCACAUUUGUUUUGUAAUGCUAGGUUGAAAGGGAUUGGUUGAGGGCACAUAGGACUAAGCGAUGGAUCUAUCUUCUUAGUAUCAAUUUCUACACUUCUUUGGAAUCCUUAGUAGUAUGAGAAUGAUUGAAAUUUCCCCAUGGGCUUUAGAAGAACAUAUUUGUUCUGCAUAAUGUUUAACACCAACUCUUAUUUCAUCAACUCGGAACUUAUUGAAUUAAGGCUGUGCUGUUUGGGAGUAACAAACCUUACUGUUGAGUAAAUAUACACAGGGAUUGGGCUAUGGAGAUUCCUAGAGAGACCAUAUUAAUCAAAUCUGCAAAAAUUAAUAUUAUGAAUAAUAUUUCUAUAACUUUAAAGCAUAGGUCCUUUUUAUUGCAAUUUUACAAUAAUAAUAAUAAUAAUAAUAACAACAACAACAACAACAGCAACAAUACUCUGGGUGGAUCAUAGUUUAUAUACGCAGCAAACAUUUAAUGCCAUUUGGACAGACAGGACAGAACAGACAGAAAGGAGACAUGUUGUGUUGACAUCCAGCUUUCUGUGCUCAAAUCCAGCCGUGGGGGUGGGUGGGUGGGUGCUUUCGAUCCAUUCUCUAUGACGAAGCGCCAUCAGGUCUUCCUCCUUCUGUUUGGUCACCAGCAUUUUCUGGUCUUUUUCUUUUAUGGUGUCAUAAAAUACCUCCCCCGCUUUUUAGUAGUACCUAAUUUCUCUACUUACAGCUCUAAGCUGUUUUUGAACUGCUUAGGUAAACAGUGAGCUGGGCUGACAGUCAGGUGCUCACUCUGACCUGGGCUUUGAACUGGCAAACUUUCAGUUGGUAGAUCUUAUUGCUGUUGGUGGUGAUUUAGCAGUUGUUCUAUAGCCUGGGCCAGUAAGAGAAAGUGUAUCAAAACCUUUACAGUUUUACACAAAGAACAACAUUUAGACAUGCUAACAUACAUACAGACAUGCUAACAUACAUUGAAUCCACAAACAACCUACAGUUAUAUUGGUUAACAAACAAAGGGGAAAUACAUUUUUACUCUGCAUUCGCAUUAACCAUACAUAUUCAUUCAUCCUCAUGCAUCCAAAUAAUACCUUCUCCUUUCUCUCUCCUUGGAAAAGCACCUGCUUAAGCCAGACCCUGCUUUCCCUGCAGCCAACAGACAGUUCCAAAACUUCCAGAAAGCCAUAACACAAUGCCAAGGAUCAGAUCCGUUUUCCCUACAGCAGGAACUGACUCACUGCAAAUGUAUCAGGACUCCAAAAUUACACUCCUUUCUCUUCCCAUGAGAAAAGGAGGCAAGGACCAGACUGUGUUCCAUUGCAGAUCUGCCACUUCCAAAGGUACACCAUCUCUUUCCUUCCCAUGGAGAAGAGCAUGGCGGGUGGACCAGACUCCUCCAAUCUGCCACAAUUUUAGAAAUAUUAGAAGGUCUCUUAUAUAGUAAGAUUUCUUGCUGAUGUUGUUCCAAAGUUGUAAAUAAAUGAUAGAUGUUUUUCCAGCCUGAAA